Aspergillus tubingensis is the source of this 801-nucleotide messenger RNA. Its product is annotated as MBL fold metallo-hydrolase. Lineage: Eukaryota; Fungi; Ascomycota; Eurotiomycetes; Eurotiales; Aspergillaceae. Bases 1 to 801 code for a protein of 266 amino acids. The transcript has a single exon. The record is from RefSeq and is a predicted model, not a curated record.
AUGGCCUCUUUCAAGAGUAGCCUUAGCAUCACCCAUAUCGGUACAGCUACCGCGGUGCUUCAUAUCGACAACAUUAACCUCCUCACCGACCCUUUCUUCUCUCCUGCAGGCGCCAAGUGGCCAAUCACUGAGGAUUUCGCCCUCGAGGUCACAGAGGACCCUGCCCUUCGCAUGGACCAACUUCCCCCGAUUGAUGCUGUACUACUAAGCCACGAGGAUCACCCCGACAACCUCGACCAUCUAGGCCGCCAGCUCUUGGAUGGUCGCCACGUUUUUACCACUGUGGAUGGCGCCAAAAACCUAGCGCCUCGUCCAGCUGUGCGGGGAAUGAAACCUUGGGAGACAACAACGGUUCUACUCGGCGGAGCAGAAUACACCAUCACAGCAACUCCGUGCCAGCAUGUGCCUGGUGACGAGUGUGUUGGGUUUAUUCUCACAACAGAGCGAUUUGGUUGUCAUGAUGAUGGACGACCCAAUGCCAUUUGGUUCACUGGUGACACAGUCAAGAUUGAUGAUUUUGCGCGGAUCCCCGAGCAAUUUCAUAUCGUGGUGGCUAUCAUGAACCUUGGGUCUGCUUUCGGCCCUAGUCCGGAUGGAAAGCCCCUACAGAUCACCAUGGACGGCAAACAAGCAGCCAGCUUGUUUCACUCGCUCGGCGCUGAGCAUUUGGUGCCGAUGCAUUAUGAAUCCUGGGGUCACUUUACUCAGAUGGGGAAUGAUUUGAAAUCUGCCUUCAAAGAAGGAGGGGUGGAGGAGAAGGUCCGCUGGCUUACUCCGGGAGAGUCUGUUACAAUUCUUUGA